GAUAAUAGUGUUAGUUUUCUUGGACGACAAUUUUGUGGCAAAUUAGUCGCCACCCAAAAACAUAGAGAAAGAAAUUAUAGAAAUUAGGUAAUCGUAAGAAAAAUGGCGUUCUCGACGAACCCAUUGUCUCUUAGCGUCCCCGACCCAGCAUUCGAGACAUGGCUGCGGGACAGCGGCUACCUCGAAGUCCUCGACCAGCGAACCUCCGAACUCCACCGCAUCUCGCACUCUGUCCCUUCAACCACUUCGACAAACUCCGUCGUACCCACCUAUUCCACCACCACCACUGUCACCGGCGUCUUCGUCUCUCUUUUGUCCCGUAUCCUCACGCUUCUUUCUCUUUUCACUCUUAACCCAUUUGCCAAGCUCACUACUGAUGAUUUCUCCGGCCAGACACCGUCUUGGACUACUUUGUUUGUUGGGUCUUGCCAUUCCUACUGUUUUCCUUCGUCUUCCUCACAGGCUCGCUUGAGGGUCCAUGAGAAUGUCAAGCGCUAUGCUCGCAAUUAUGCUACCCUCUUCGUCAUCUUCUUUGCUUGUACUUUGUACAAGAUGCCAAUUGCACUUGUUGGAUUGUUAUCGUCUUUGGCUCUAUGGGAUAUUUUUAAAUUUUUUAGUGAAAGAUGGGGACUGGAUCAAUAUCCAGUAGUUCGGCAGUGUUUGAUUCGUGGUGCCCAAUGCGUAACUGCUGUUAUUUUGAUAUGUUCGAAUGUUCAAAUGGCUCUUUUCUGGGCACUGGGCGUCAGCUAUGCAGUCAUGGUUUUGCAUGCUGCAUUUCGGAAGUUGACGCCUGUAAAGCAAGAUUUUCGGGGAAGAUGAUAAAGCAAAAUUCUCAAAGGAAGAUGGAAAUACUAGUUUCUAACAAACUAACCAGUAUGUAAAUUUAUCUUUAAGUAAAGAGAUCAAUAUUUGUUUCGCGCUGCUAUGUAAAAAUACUACAUACCAUGCAGGAAGUAGUAAGAUCCUCACCUCAAGCUGCAUCAAGGCCUGAUAAACGAAGUUGCAAGGGUACUCGAUGAUGGGAUCAUUUUGUUAUGGCACAAACUUCAUUUUCCAAAUGUGCUAAUUUUUUGUAAUCUGAUCUAAUGAAUUCAUCAAUGGCCUAAUUGUUGUGUCUAACUGGAGGCUUAUUGGUUUUUUGAGUGAGUUUGAGAGCAUUAGGCUUAUAAUUUGCUUCUCAGUCAAAGUUGGUUGUAGAUUUGUGAUGAUUUUAACUAAAUACUAAAAAGAUUUAUGCCCCUAAA
Molecule: messenger RNA, 1244 nt
Organism: Ziziphus jujuba (common jujube)
Lineage: Eukaryota; Viridiplantae; Streptophyta; Magnoliopsida; Rosales; Rhamnaceae
Product: PRA1 family protein H
Exons: 4
Coding region: 103-819 (238 amino acids)
Biological process (GO): vesicle-mediated transport
Cellular component (GO): endoplasmic reticulum; Golgi apparatus
Source: RefSeq, a predicted model, not a curated record